AUGUACAAUCCUUACCAAGCACCAGGUCAAUAUGCGCCGCCCGGCGCAGGCGCGCCUGGAGACUACAGUGGAGGGUUCCCUGGCGCACCGCCAGGUAUGGCACCUCCUCCUGGUAUGGCACCUCCAGGCAUGGGGGGAGUCCUUCCUCCUCCAGGAAUAGGCAUUCCACCACAACAAGAGGCUCACGCACCUAGACCUGGCUCUGCGACGGCAGCGUUCCCUCCGAAUUUCCAACCUCCGCCCAACAUUAAUUUCUCAGCGCCCGUCAUUCGACUAGGCACCUCCGGCUCUGCUGCGAAACCUGAAGGAGGACGAGACGCUGACCACCGCUCAGAACAACCUCAAAGAAGAAGAGCAGGGUUGGGCUCCGAUUUCUCUUCCCACCGGGGUCCUGAACAUCGAGAUCGAGGUGAUCGAGGAGACAGAGGAGAUCGAAUCAAUCAGAUCCAACCGCAGACAAAGGAAGAAAUCAUAAAGACCAUUUUCGUCGGCGGGAUCACAGAGGGCACCGGGGGCGAUGAGGGCGUGGAGCGGAUUUUGCGGGCGGCGGGCAAUUUGCGCCGUUGGAUCCGUGCCACGGAUGGAGAUGACAAGCCUUGCAAGUUUGGGUUUGCUGAGUACGAAGACCCCGAGAGCCUCAGUACGGCAGUUGAAGUGCUAAGGGAUGUCGAGGUUCCUGUCAAACGGCAGACACCUAAACCUGCUACUGCUGAAGCCAAAGAUGGCGGUGGCGUUGAUGGUGAAGAAGAAAAAGAGGUUGAGAUGUCUAAACUAGUGGUCGUCGCAGAUGACAAUUCUCUCAGUUAUAUCGAGCAAUGGGAAGAAUCCCAUGGCGGGGGAAACCCGGAGCAAAGACAAAUGCGACUCGAUCACGCUCGAAGUGCCCUCGAGGCCGUGCUCAAGGAUCUCAUAAAUCCUAGAGUCCCCACGCAAAAAGACGAACUAUCCAACAUCGACAGAGAAGGCGACACCAAAAUGGGCGACGGCACAACGAAUGCAGAUGGUGAUGUUGUGACCAUUCCCAUAACAAUUGAGGACGAAUUGGCCGAUAUUCCAGCCGAAAUGCGGGAAACCGUUGCCAAAGAAAUAGCGGCGUUUCGAGACAGAAGUAACCGACGAGAUUUGGAGCGCCUGAAACGGGAAGAGGAGAUUGAGCAACAAGAACGGAACCGGAUGAUGAAUGGAGAUCGAUAUAAUCGUCUUGCUUCACCGCCUCCGACAGCGCCUUCGGGACCAGGAGCUUCUAAUGGCAUACCAGUGGGUCCACGAGGAGCCCCUGCAGGUCCCAAGGGGUUCGGCCAACAGAUUCCGAGAGACUACCAAAAAGGAGUGACGUUUGUGAAUGGCACAGCAAUCACUGGAGCAUCAGCGUUUGAGGACGAAGACACGGACGCCAGCGACGAGGAACUAGAACGGAGACGAAAAGCCAAGAGAGACGCCGAAUUGGAGAAACAAUACCUUGACCAGGAGCGACGGUGGCUGAACCGGGAACGAUCCAGGACGGCGGCGGUAGAACGCGAGAAGAUGCGCGACAAAGAGGAAGCGGCUCGAAUGGAGGAACAGAAAGAAGCCAUGGCCAAGAGACUGCGCGAGUGGAAUGACGAUAUUGAAGCCUCGCGCAAGACGGAAGAAUACUAUGCUGACCGGAGCAUGUGGAUCCGUAACCGUGCCAGCUUCCGACAACGGGAAAUUGCCAACGAUGAUGCCGAUCGAGCUGCAGAACAACGUGAGAGGGAGAGAGAGAUGCAACAGCAGCAGCGGGCGGGUGCUUUGGCGGACGAUUUCCUCGACAGACAGGAAGCAGAGAUGUCGCGACAAAGACGGGACCAGCAGCAGCAACAAGAAGACGAGGAUCGGCGAUCACAACGACAACCGAGUCAGGACCAAAAUCGACGAGAGCCUGCGAAAUUCAAACUUUCCUUGGGUGCUGCGGCGGCGCAGAAGGCAGCGGCGGCGCAGAGCGCGGCACAGGUCGGGAAACGCACCGUCGCCGAGGUCGAAGGGUUGCUCGAAGACGAGGAAGACGAAGCCGGGACGGGUGCUCGCAAACCGUUGGUUCCUAUUCAAUACGAUGCUUCGGCGACUUCGACCAUGACCGAAGAAGAACGUGCACAAGCAGCCCGUCAACUUGCUGCGGACAUCCCUAAUGACAAGGAAGGGUUGUGGAACUGGGAUGUCAAGUGGGAGUUUGUGGAUGAAAGCAUCAUUGACGAGCGGUUGAAGCCUUUUGUCGAGAAGAAGGUCGUCGAGUAUCUCGGCGUCCAGGAACAGAUGCUCGUCGAUGUCGUGGUCAAUGCUCUACGGACGAGGGGGAAGCCGCAAGAUCUGGUGGGCGAGUUAGAAGGGGCCCUCGACGAAGAAGCAGAAGUCCUCGUCCGCAAACUCUGGCGCAUGCUCAUUUUCUUCUCCGAGUCGGAGAUGCGAGGUCUUUCGGCAUAG
This is a messenger RNA of Exophiala dermatitidis NIH/UT8656, 2439 nucleotides long. RefSeq lists its product as uncharacterized. The transcript is spliced from 5 exons. Lineage: Eukaryota; Fungi; Ascomycota; Eurotiomycetes; Chaetothyriales; Herpotrichiellaceae. Gene Ontology annotation, biological process: mRNA processing. Gene Ontology annotation, cellular component: spliceosomal complex. The record is from RefSeq and is a predicted model, not a curated record. Gene Ontology annotation, molecular function: mRNA binding. Bases 1 to 2439 code for a protein of 812 amino acids.